Molecule: messenger RNA, 378 nt
Organism: Helobdella robusta
Lineage: Eukaryota; Metazoa; Annelida; Clitellata; Rhynchobdellida; Glossiphoniidae
Exons: 3
Coding region: 1-378 (125 amino acids)
Biological process (GO): protein phosphorylation
Molecular function (GO): ATP binding; protein kinase activity
Source: RefSeq, a predicted model, not a curated record
AUGAAUUGCAAUUUUUUGGAGUUAGUGGAUACAGGCGGUCAUUCUAAGGUUUAUUCCUGCACCUCCCCGCGCGGCAACCGAAAAUUCGCCCUGAAGAUUAUGCAGUGGAAUGAAGGCAGAAGAAAGUUGAUAGAGCGUGAAAUAGAAAUUCUCAAGAUACUUUCCGUUUACAGGCACAACUUUGUUGCGUCAUUUGUAGAUUCACUAAUAUUAACGGAAAGUACGAUCUGUCUGGUCUUCCAUUUUGUCUCGGGUCCCACUUUGCGUCAGAAGCUGCACACACAAGAAACAUUUUCGGAAGAAGAGGCUUGUUUCCAUAGCGCUUGCAUGCUUCUGGCUCUCAAAUUUCUCAAACAACUCCAUAUUAUUCAUGGGUAA